Heteronotia binoei (common prickly gecko) is the source of this 3455-nucleotide messenger RNA. It is a transcript of the gene WDR72, whose product is annotated as WD repeat domain 72. Gene Ontology annotation, biological process: protein localization to plasma membrane. Gene Ontology annotation, molecular function: protein binding. The record is from RefSeq and is a predicted model, not a curated record. Lineage: Eukaryota; Metazoa; Chordata; Lepidosauria; Squamata; Gekkonidae. Gene Ontology annotation, cellular component: cytoplasm.
UACUUCAAUGCCUGGCCAGUUUGCUCUUAAGAGAGAGAAAACUUGUUUGCCCAAGUCAAGGAAAAGACAAGGAAACCCACCUGGAGGACCUCGCAGCCUUCCUCUUCUCACUGACAGAGACAGAAGGCGAGGAGGGUCACCUGGCAAUGAAGGCCUCCAUUCAGGCUCUGACUCUCUGGGGGAAGCAAGCCCCAGCUCACAGCAUCACCGCCAUCCUGAUCAUGGAGGACCAGAGGACGAUCGUCACGGGCAGUCAGGAGGGGCCCCUGUGCCUCUGGCACCUGUCCCCAGAACUAAAGAUUUCAUCCAAACAAAUCCUCUUGGGCCACUCAGCAUCUGUGACAUGUUUGGCCAAAGCGAGGGACUUUGAGAAGCAGCCGUAUGUGGUCAGUGCUACAGAGAAUGGGGAAAUGUGCAUUUGGAAUGUCACCAGCGGCCAGUGCAUUGAGCACACCCAGCUCCCCUUUAGGCACACGGCUAUCUGUUAUUACCACAGCUCAUUCCGAAUGACAGGAGACGGCUGGCUUCUGUGUUGCGGGCAAUACAAUGAUAUCCUCCUCAUUGAUGCCAAAACACUGGCUGUCCUUCACACCCUGACAUCGUCUCAGUCUUCCAAUUGGAUCAGCUGCAUGUGCUUAGUUCACUCCCCACGGAUCCAAGAGGAUUCCUUAAUUGCUGUAUCGGCUUCAGGAGACCUCAAAGUCUGGGACUUGUCCUCCUCGGUGACCAGGAUACAGGAGAAGCAGCUUGUUGCUGAGAGGGAAUCCCAGCCCCUGGGCUGCACAUCGUCGUGCCACGCCAUCAGGUUCUGCACCUACACUGAAAGGCUCCUCUUGGCCGUCUUCCCAAGCUGCUGGAAGGUGUACGACUACUGUGAUUUUUCCUUGCUGUGGAGUGAAUCCAGCCCUAGCAGCCAAUACUGGGCAGGGGGAGAAGUCCUUGCAGCACACCGGCUAGUGGUUUGGACAGAGGCUGGCCGAGGCUACAUCUACCAGCUGCUGAACAGUUGCCUUUCCCGAAGCAAACACCCCUCCGACCGAAGAGUGCUCAAGGAAACUGUCUGUCCUCUUUUACUUUGUUCCACGGCUGUGAGAGAUAACGAGAGUUUCUCCUACGUGACGGGCUUUAUGAAUGAAAGAAAGGAACCCUUUUAUAAGAUCCUUUACUCUGGAGAUGCUUCUGGGAGAGUCACUUUGUGGCAUAUUCCUGAUGUGCCAGUUUCAACUCUGGAUGGCUCUCCAAAAGAGAUUCCCAUGGCAGCCUCCUGGACUCUUCAGGACCACUUUGAUGCCCACGGGUCUGUGGCUGAAAGCAUCCUGGACCAUCUCUGUGGGGCUGACCAGGGGGGCAGAAAGGUCCUCGGCUCUUCCAUAUACAUCCCCAGCCUUGAUAAGUUGGUGUGUGGCUGUGAAGACGGGAGGAUUUUCAUUGUCCCGGCUCUGCAGGCUGUCAGAACCAGGCUGUUGGAGGAAGAUACCUCUGAGCUGAAAGACCCCCUGCCUCACCGGAUCCUCACCGGCCACAGCAGCAGCGUGACUUCUUUGCUGUACCUCUGCGGCUGGUCUGCCCGCUUUGAUCCCAGCUGGCUGGUGUCAGGGAGCCAGGACUCCUGUGUGAUCUGGUGGGAUAUGUUUACGGGAGAGACUUUGCAUCAGUUCUCUCUGCAGGCUGGCCCUGUCAAUCUGCUGCUGUCUUCAGAGAACUACAGGUUCAAAGGCCAGAGGAUUGUGUGCUGCCUGUGCAGUGACCACUCGGUGGCGCUGCUGCACUUACAAGAGCGAGCCUGUAUCUUGCAUGCCAGAAAGCACCUGUCCCCUGUGAGGAGGCUCCGGUGGCACCCGCUGGAAAACCUCUUGGUGGUAGGAUGUGAAAACGACUCCGUUUCUGUUUGGGACAUCGAGACAGGAAUCCUAGAACGGCAGGAAACUGGGGAAGUGGCCAAAGCAGUCCUUGCUGGCUGUGAAGACUCCCCUCUUUCCACGGCGGAUUCUCUGCUCCCCACCUUUGAGGAUGACUCAGACAAGCCGAAGAAUGCUGGCGGCCCCCCCUCCAGCUCCUGCAAACUCAGCACACUUCCCCACAGCAGCCUCCCUCCUCGAGAGAAGCCUUCCCAUCGGCUCUCCUCAGUUAGCCAGGCCUCGUGGCCUUUUACCAUCUUGCCUGUAAAGACAAAAUGGGAGAACAGAAAUUUCCACAUCCUUCUCUUUGAUCUGGAAAAUCUCACCGAACUGCUGCACUCGUCUCAACUCAAUGGCCUGAAGUUCUCCAGCUCGCUCCACAGCUGUGAUGCCCUGGAGAGGGCCAAGAGCACAGCUGAGAAAGGGGGGGCGCUGCUUUUAAGAAGGAACAAGACCACCACUGGGACCCUCGCUCUCUACAAUGGCCCUGGAGAGGAGCAGGGCUGUGGGGACGUCCCUUCAGCUGGCUGUCUGGAGCAAGGCGGAGGCCUCAAAUGGCAGAAGAAGGCCAAGAGCUCCAAGAAGACGAGGCAUCAGCCUGCAGGGAGAGUCAACAUGGACAUUGUCACAGACACAGCCAGGCUUCUCCUGGCAUGCCUCUUGCCUUGGGGGGUGGACAGAGAGACUGACCGCCUCUGUGUCCAGCACUUCGGCCUCUCCAGGUGUCUUCUGCCAGUCUCCUUUGGACUGCUCUCCAAAGACAGUCGCCUGUCUCUGAUGUUGCCAGGGUGGAGCCAUGCAAACUCUCAACUGUGGGACCAGCCCAACCAGCCAGGCUGUGUGUUUUCCAGCAAAGUGCUAGAUUUGCGGAACAAGUACCUGAGCGCAGCCCAGGAAGCCACGGGAAAGCCCAGCAGACGUACAAGAAACAGUGGGGGCUCCCCAGAGGGACCCCCUACCCUCAUCUCUUUACUCAGCAGGAUAUGCUUGGUCAAGAAGAUAAUCAGCAUGCCUUUGGACAGGAGCAGCAUACAGAAGGCAGAGUCAGUCCGCACCAAGUGGAGAGCUGCCCAGUCGGUUGGGACCACCAGCUCCUAUGAGGAGUCCUCUGAGGGCACCUUUGGAUUUCCUGUCUGUGAUGCUGAGAAUAUCUCACUGGUCAAGCUUAUUUCUUGCUGGAGAGACCAGUCCGUUGAGCUGCAACCCCUGUUGUGCAGCAUGACAGCUCUCCAUCCCCUGAAAUCUUCCCAGGAGGAGAAGACGUCUCUGAUGAGCAAAACAUCUUGGAAGGGCCAGAUAACCGAGGUGAGAAGAAGCCACAUCCUUGGAUGUCCAAGGUGUGUUCUUGUAAAAUGUGCUAGCAGACAGUAUUGUUUCCCCAGCAAGCCCAGAAGAGAAGGCAGAAAGGGAGCCAUCAGAAAAGCAGACUUGCGAGUGAGCCCUGGAAGCCUGGCCAGAAGCGCGGCUGCACUGAUCCUGCUGGGGAAGAAGAGGUGGGCGCUGCUGGCCGAAGGCUAUUCUGUCCACAAAGAGCAAAGCUUAGAGCACCAUUCGUAA